Styela clava is the source of this 1183-nucleotide messenger RNA. Its product is annotated as palmitoyltransferase ZDHHC20-B-like. Gene Ontology annotation, molecular function: palmitoyltransferase activity. NCBI's taxonomy places the organism in Eukaryota, Metazoa, Chordata, Ascidiacea, Stolidobranchia, Styelidae. The record is from RefSeq and is a predicted model, not a curated record.
UUACCUUUUUUCAGAAUGGAAUAUUAUUGAAUAAUAUUUAUAAAAUUAGAGUUGAUAUUAGCUACCGUAAAUAAAAUAUAGAAUAAUUCUUUUUGAAAUUGAGCAACAGACUUUUAACUCAACAUGACGUCUGUUGGAACCUACUGCAGUUUGUUUUUCCGAUGGAUACCUUGUGUCUUUAUCAUAGCAAUUGUUUUUUGGUCGUAUUAUGCUUACGUCGUAGAAUUGUGUGUAUACACUGUCACACCUGACGUCGCUAAAGCGUUGUAUCUCAUCUUUUACCAUGUAUUUUUCGUGAUGUUUAUGUGGGCAUAUUGGCAGACAAUAUUUACAGAUGUUAUGACACCUUCUAGUAACUAUGAUAUUCCAAGAGAGUACCAAAGUAGAGUAAUAAAGCCUGAAACAGAGGAAGACAGACAAGCGGCUUUACGAGAUAUUAUACAUAAUAAUGGUAUGACUGUCGUAACAAGGACAAUUGAUGGAGGUAUCCGAUACUGUGAGAUAACCAAAGUAAUAAAACCAGACAGAUGCCAUUACUGUUCUGUUGUCGGAAAAUGUGUGUUGAAAAUGGAUCACUACUGCCCCUGGGUCAACAACUGUGUCGGUUACAGUAACUACAAAUUUUUCUUGUUGUUUCUCUUCUAUGGAUUUUUAUAUUGUCUCUACGUUGCCGGGACUGUGUUACCAUAUUUCAUCGACUUCUGGCAGAAUCUUCUUGAUGGAUCUGCUCGUUUCCACAUUUUAUUCCUCUUCUUUGCUUCGGUUAUGUUCGCCAUAAGUUUAUCGUGUCUUCUCGGAUAUCACAUAUAUCUUGUGUUAAAAAAUAGGAGCACUUUAGAAUCUUUUCGGGCUCCAAUCUUUAUGCAUGGAGCAGAUGCAGACGGGUUCAAUCUUGGAUAUAGAAGAAAUUUUGAACAAGUUUUUGGGGAAAGAGUAUUGCUAUGGGGCUUGCCACUUUUCACAAGUAUGGGAGAUGGGAUGUCGUAUCCAACUCGACUAUUACCACAAGAUUCAGAACAUAACAUGGGAAAUGGAUUGAGUUUUCCACAAAGAUCUCGUACGAGCGAUUCAAACCACUUACUUGACAAUGAUGCCAUAUCACCUAGAGGUCCAAGCGAGUCUGGGAGUCAAAUUGCAAUUGUGAAUGAAAGAUAAAAAGCUGAUUCACAUUGAGACUCUUGUA